UUAUUCUACCAUGACAUCCCCUGUGAAACUCUACGUGUACGACCUCAGCAAUGGUCUUGCUAAGCAGCUAUCGCUUUCGCUGACUGGGAAGCAAAUUGACGGGAUUUGGCAUACCUCGGUGGUCGUGUUUGGGAAGGAGAUAUUCUAUGGACAGGGUAUUUUGACCACCGCCCCCGGGAGGUCUCAUCAUGGACAACCGAUGCAGAUUGUGGACAUGGGAGAAACUGCGCUUGACGAAGAGACGUUUCAGGAGUACUUGAACGAGAUGAGGCAACACUAUACGGCGGACAAGUAUCAUUUAUUAGACUUCAACUGCAACUCCUUCACGAACGACUGCAUCGGGUUUCUAACCGGUCAAUCAAUCCCCUCAUGGAUCAAAGACCUACCCGCCGACUUCCUCUCCACGCCAUUCGGGGCAUCCCUUCGUCCCACCAUCGACGCCAUGUUCCGCCGUCCAACAGGCGACGCGCCAGCCGCCCCAAGCCCAGUGACUCCACAAGUCCCACAACAAACCCCGAACCCGCAACUGGCAUCUGCCCUCCUCCAAGCCGUUGCGUCUCGUGCAGCAGCCAACGCCAACGGUUCUCCCACCACAGCUUCUGGCUCUGGCUCUGGCUCUGGGUCACAAACCCCGUCCACGACCACGGUCGCUGCUCCAGUUCACAUCGCCACCAACCCGACUUCGUUCCAUUCGUUACUCGAUACACACCGGUGUGUUGUUGCGUUUUUCACGUCGGCGACGUGUGCGCCGUGUAAGAUGGUGGAACCUAUGUUUGAGGAACUGGCGCAUGCGAAGACCAGGGGAGGAGGGAGGAUUGCGUUUGUGAAGGUUGAUCUGGGCGUCGGUAUGGGCGGGGCGGUGGCAAGAGAGUAUGGAGUGAGUGCGACGCCGACGUUUGAAUUUUUUUUGGAUAGAAAGAAGGUACAUGAGCUCAAGGGUGCCAAUGCGCCUGAGUUGCGUACGCAAGUCGAUUUGCUGCUCUAUCAAGCAUACCCUCCGCACCCUCAUACAAAGCUUGACCUCCGUGAGAUCAAGAAGAUUUCUCUGGACCCCAUCCUGUUCACCCAAGUUCCCGCUCUGGACACAGUCAAGGACAAACUCUUCACCUUCAUCGACGCUGUAUCCUCUCCGAGCGUAUCUGAUCAAGCCAAGCAGCAAACCAAAGCCCUUCUAAACGGACAGGUCUUCCCCUGGCUUAAGAAACGGUUUUCCUCAGCACCUAAUAGUAGCUCUCAAGCUGGAGCCGCCACUCCCGCCAUCUCGGCCGCCUUUGGGAGCUCGUGUAAGAUGCUCGUCACAGCUCUACCCUCGUCAUCACUGUUCCCGCUUCUGGACGUCUGGCGUCUAGCGACCCUGGAACCCUCCCUGGCCACGGCGUCCUUGAAUUCUCUAUCCAUGCUUCUCGAGCAGAUGUCCUCGAGCGUGGGCACAGCGCCUCGUCCCACUCUCCUCACACUACUUCGGCUGCUCUCCAAUUGCCUCGGCUCGCCGUCCAUCUCUCGGUCACUUCUGACUCAGGAGAAGGCGGCCGUGACGAGCGUGGUGGUACAAUCGAUAUUGCAUGAGGAUAAAUUGGUGAGGGUUGCCGCGGCGAGUGUGGCGUUCAAUGUAGCUGCAUGGGUGCAGAGAGGACGGGUUGCGAGGAUACAAGGGGGUAAUGAGCCGAAGAAUGGAGGGAUGAGAGAGGACGAAGAGGAUGGGGAGUGGGAGGUGGAGCUUGUAAGCGCGAUUGUGGAGGCGUUGGAGAGGGAGAAGGAGAGCGAGGAAGUCGUUCACCGUUUGUCGGCGACGUUGGCGCUACUCAUCCGACUGUCUCCGGCCUAUGAGAACUCGCUGGUCCCACUGCUGGAGGUUUUGCAGGUCAGAUCGGCGUUGAGGGCGAAAGUAGAGGGUGAGGGAGAAGGUGGUAUGAAGUUGCAGAAGAAAGAGGUUAAGGCGUUAGUGCUUGAAGUGGCGGAUAAACUUUGCGUGUAGAGGCUGGAUACGGUACCCUUUUGUUAUUGUCUAUGUGUGUCGGACUGUGAUAUUCGUAUCUUUACUAUUGUUUGGGCCUUGUGACAUAGCUUACCGUUG
Stereum hirsutum FP-91666 SS1 is the source of this 2074-nucleotide messenger RNA. Its product is annotated as DUF862-domain-containing protein. Gene Ontology annotation, biological process: protein modification by small protein removal. The record is from RefSeq and is a predicted model, not a curated record. The transcript is spliced from 8 exons. Bases 11 to 1975 code for a protein of 654 amino acids. Gene Ontology annotation, molecular function: peptidase activity. Lineage: Eukaryota; Fungi; Basidiomycota; Agaricomycetes; Russulales; Stereaceae.